Molecule: messenger RNA, 1898 nt
Organism: Cuscuta campestris
Lineage: Eukaryota; Viridiplantae; Streptophyta; Magnoliopsida; Solanales; Convolvulaceae
Source: the annotation of a GenBank genome assembly
AAAAGUGAGAAAAUUUACAUUUCACCUCCUAAGAAAUAAGAACCGUCUCACCCGAACGAGAAACAGAGAACAGCGAGCUAGGGUUUCGCCGGCUAGUCUUCACACACGCACGAAGGAGAUCGUGGGCAACAAGUUCGUUCGAGUCAAUUGGGACGGUUCUACGAAGGAUUGAAAUUUGAGUGAAAACUGAAGUGGACGAGCAGAAAAGAUGUCUAGAAAAGGUUUGAUGGAGCAGGAUUUAAGUAAGUUGGAUGUAACUCAACUUCAUCCACUAUCACCUGAAGUGAUCUCUCGUCAGGCCACAAUUAACAUUGGUACAAUCGGCCACGUGGCUCAUGGGAAGUCAACUGUUGUAAAAGCUAUAUCUGGUGUCCAGACUGUUCGCUUUAAAAAUGAACUUGAACGUAAUAUCACAAUUAAGCUUGGAUAUGCCAAUGCAAAGAUAUAUGAAUGUGAAGAUGAACGCUGCCCUAGACCUAUGCGCUACAAGGCAUAUGGAAGUGGAAAAGAAGACAGUCCUAUGUGUGAUGUGCCUGGAUUUGAGAACUGCAGGAUGAAGCUGCUAAGGCAUGUGUCAUUUGUUGAUUGCCCUGGCCAUGAUAUUCUUAUGGCUACUAUGCUUAACGGAGCAGCAAUUAUGGAUGGAGCAUUACUUCUAAUUGCUGCCAAUGAGAGCUGUCCACAACCUCAGACUUCUGAGCAUUUAGCAGCUAUUGAAAUUAUGCGCCUCCAGAAUAUAAUCAUUCUUCAGAACAAGGUUGAUCUAGUGCAAGAGAAUGUUGCCAUUAACCAGCACGAGGCCAUUCAAAAGUUCAUCCAGGGCACAGUUGCUGAUGGUGCUCCAGUAGUUCCUAUAUCUGCUCAAUUGAAAUACAACAUUGAUGCUGUCUGUGAAUACCUUGUGAAGAAAAUCCCCAUUCCAGAACGAAACUUCAUUUCACCUCCAAAUAUGAUUGUUAUCCGCUCUUUUGAUGUUAAUAAGCCUGGUUCCGAAGUUGAUGAGAUCAGAGGUGGUGUAGCCGGAGGCAGUAUAUUGAAGGGCGUCUUGAGGGUUAAUCAGAGAAUUGAGGUUCGCCCCGGUAUUGUUGUCAAGGAUGAGAAUGGGAACAUCAAAUGCACCCCCAUAUAUUCCAGGAUAGUUUCUUUGUAUGCUGAUCAGAAUGAACUCCAGUUUGCUGUGCCUGGAGGCUUGAUUGGGGUUGGAACCACCAUGGACCCAACAUUGACACGUGCCGAUCGGCUGGUGGGACAAGUUCUUGGUGAGGUUGGGUCCCUCCCAGAAAUCUUUUGCGAGCUAGAGGUGAAUUUCUUUUUGUUGCGCCGGCUGUUGGGGGUGAGAACAAAAGAGUCAGAAAAGCAAGGCAAGGUAACAAAGCUGACAAAGGGAGAAAUACUUAUGUUGAACAUAGGAUCCAUGUCCACCGGGGCCCGCGUCGUUGCUGUCAAGAAUGUCUUUGCAAAACUUCAGCUGACAUCUCCAGUGUGCACCAGCAAAGGUGAGAAAAUUGCCCUUAGCCGCAGAAUUGAGAAGCAUUGGCGUCUUAUAGGGUGGGGUCAGAUUCAAGCCGGGAUUACCCUCGACGUCCCCCCUGCUCCUUUCCAAUGAUGAUGUAAGAGUCUCUCAGCCUUUUCUUACUCUGUUUCCUGGAGAUAUAUUUUUUUUUAAUCCACCAAAAAACAAAAAAGAAAUUGGAAUUAAACAUGGGAUGGGAGGAUAUUUUGUUCGUCGUUUCCAAUUUUGAACACUUGAUCACAUUGUGUUUUUUCCCCAUUGCAUUUUUAAUCAAUUUUUUCCCAAAACAUGGUUUGAUGGAGUGUUCUGUACUUGUAAUACAUGAAUCUGUUCUGGUCCUUUAAUAUAUUGAUUAAUUCCGGUUGCGGUCCUUUAAUACCCGAGU